AUGGAGUCCACAACCAUUCCGGUCACUGCCGAGAAUUUCGCUCAGGCAGAGACCGCGAAAAACUUUGCAAACUGGGCUAAGCUUGGAGCCGACCAGGCGAUAUUCCACUACCGUGAAGUGGCGCCGACAGGACACCAUGCCCCGACUGUCCGGAUGAAUUGGGACACCCUCUACUCAGUUCGAAUCGUCAGAGUCGCGGACGACAAAAGCUUCACCAUCCACCUCCCGGACGAGGAGCUCUACAUGGCGGCUCAUGUGCUUGAUGAGAACGGCUUUGCUCCCUACUACAUCAUCGAGAAGGGCAGAGAUCACCGAGUGAAGGUCGAUACCGAGUAUGCCCUGAUCAUCUUUCGCACCGAGAUUCUCGACCGCAGGUCCGAAGAGCUGCUCAAGGUGGCCCGCGCUGCACAGGACAAGCUCAAAGUGACUGGCAUGUUGGAGGACAGCUCCUACAAGAUGCCGGAGUAUGACCAGGAGCAGUUAGCGAAGCUGCGCCGCGAAUACAAGGCGGAGUGGCUCAAAGCAGGUGGUACCACCACGUAUGCAAAGGGGCCGGGCCGAUUCGACCAGCACAUCCUGGACUUGUCGCAUGCGGCAGGGUGGGGUGGUAUGGAGCCGGAAUUACAUAUGUCCAACGCCUACUACACCUCAGAAGCCAUGUCCGGAGAUGUGGCGCGUGCCAUCACCUUCGAGGAUCCAAAGAACAAGUUCUUCACCUCCUUCACAUUGUAUGAUGAAGACGGAUACUUGAUGAAUGGUGAAACCCACAUCAACAGCAAGAUGUGGAAGCCGAAUCCAGAUGGGUCGAUCACUAUCCAUUUCAAUGCCGCGAAGGAUGCCAUCAACAACCUUUCUUCCGGCGGCAAGCCGUUCAAUUACAUAGUACGACACUAUGGUGUGAGCCAGCUCGUCAUUGACGGCAAGUCAAAGACACUGAAGCCGGAAGUCCUAAGCGGCUGA
This is a messenger RNA of Symbiodinium natans, 960 nucleotides long. Lineage: Eukaryota; Dinophyceae; Suessiales; Symbiodiniaceae. The record is from the annotation of a GenBank genome assembly.